GGAGGCAAGCCGGGACCCCCGCGCCGGCCCCGGGCACUUUCUCACUCUGCACGAGCACGUUGACGCGAGCUUAAUGCCAGGGACUCCAGCCUGCACCGGCGCUGCAGCGUGUUGGGAGACAGCACCCGGCUCUCCGGAAGCAUGGCUCAUCCAGAAGAGCAACAGGCUGUCCCCUGUGCCUUCAUCCGCCAGAAUUCCGGCAACUCCAUCUCCUUGGACUUUGAGCCGGACACAGAGUAUCAGUUUGUGGAGCAGCUGGAAGAGCGGUACAGAUGUGCCUUCUGCCACUCGGUGCUUCACAACCCCCACCAGACCGGCUGCGGGCACCGCUUCUGCCAGCACUGCAUCCUGUCUCUGAGAGAGCUGAAUGCAGUGCCAAUCUGCCCGGUGGACAAGGAGAUCAUCAAGCCUCAGGAGGUGUUCAGAGACAACUGCUGCAAAAGGGAAGUCCUCAAUCUGUACGUCUACUGCAAGAACGCCCCUGGGUGUGAUGCCAGGGUUACUCUGGGACGAUUCCAGGACCACCUCCAGCACUGCCCCUUGCAGGCCGUGCCCUGCCCCAACGAGCGCUGCCACGCCGCCGUGGCCCGGAAGGACGUGCGGGAGCACCUGCGCGCGGCCUGCCGCUUCCGGCAGGAGCGGUGUCCGCACUGCGCGCGGGCCGUGCUGGCGGCCGGCCUGCAGGAUCAUGAGGAGAACGCGUGCCCUGCGUACCCAGUGUCUUGUCCCAACAAGUGUGCGCUGACUAUUCCACGAGCGGAGGUUAAUGAGCACCUUGCUGUGUGCCCUGAGGCUGAGCAGGACUGUCCCUUUAAGCACUACGGCUGCGCCAUCAAGGGUAAGCGCGGGACCUUGCCAGAGCAUGAGCGCGCAGCCCUGCAGGACCACAUGCUUCUGGUUUUAGAGAAGAACGUCCGGCUAGAGCAGCAGAUCUCUGACCUCCAGCAGAGUCUGGAGCAGAAGGAGAGCAAGAUCCAGCAGCUGGCGGCCACCGUGGACUCGUUCGACAAGGAGCUGAGGCGCUUCACACAGAUGUUCGGCAGGAAUGGAACCUUCCUCUCCAACGUCCAGGCGCUGGCCGGCCACGAGGACAGGUCGGCCCGGCUGGAGGCGCAGGUACAGCAGCUCCUGCACACUGUCAGCCAGCAGCACAGCCGACGGGACCUGCGGGCCCUGGUGGACGCCGUCGACAGCGUGAAGCACAGGAUCGCCCUGCUAGAGGCCAGUGGCCAGAGACUGGCUGCUGUAGAGGAGGAGACCAGCAAACACGACGCGCACCUCAGUGUGCACAAGGCUCAGCUGAGCAAGAACGAGGAGCGCUUCCGGCUGCUGGAGGGCGCGUGCUUCAGUGGCAAGCUCAUCUGGAAGGUGACAGGCUACGGCGCCAAGAAGAGAGAGGCGGUGGACGGCCACGCCGUGUCCAUCUUCAGCCAGCCCUUCUACACCAGCCGCUGCGGCUACCGCCUGUGCGCCAGGGCCUACCUGAACGGGGACGGCUCGGGGCGGGGCACGCACCUGUCCCUGUACUUCGUGGUCAUGCGCGGGGAGUUUGACUCGCUGCUGCAGUGGCCCUUCCGGCAGAGGGUGACCCUGACACUCCUGGACCAGAGCGACAGGAAGAACCACAUCGUGGAGACCUUCAAGGCGGACCCCAACAGCAGCAGCUUCAGGCGGCCGGAGGGCGAGAUGAACAUCGCCUCCGGCUGCCCCCGCUUCGUGUCGCACGCCACGCUGGAGAACGCCAAGAACACCUACGUCCGAGAUGACACCCUGUUCCUGAAGGUGGCUGUGGAUCUGACCGACCUGGAGGACCUGUAGAUGCCCUGGAGGGGCACCCUGGGCACAGCCCAGAGGGGGCCGUCCGCAAGCCCAGCCCUUUGGACUGAACACCUUUGUUCUUGUCCAUUUGCCUUACGUGUCUGGAGUGUCAAAUCUUUUUACCUUGGAUCCCUCCCCUAUUUGAAACUUAAAUCUCCUGGGAUGUUGCUGUUAUUUAUAUUUUUAUAUCUUCCAAAAAAUUAUAAUAAUUUGACAAUAA
Meriones unguiculatus (Mongolian gerbil) is the source of this 2038-nucleotide messenger RNA. RefSeq names its product TNF receptor associated factor 5 (gene Traf5). Gene Ontology annotation, biological process: tumor necrosis factor-mediated signaling pathway; regulation of apoptotic process; positive regulation of canonical NF-kappaB signal transduction. The record is from RefSeq and is a predicted model, not a curated record. The coding region runs from base 142 to 1818 and encodes 558 amino acids. Gene Ontology annotation, cellular component: plasma membrane signaling receptor complex. Gene Ontology annotation, molecular function: zinc ion binding; tumor necrosis factor receptor binding; thioesterase binding. The transcript has 11 exons. Lineage: Eukaryota; Metazoa; Chordata; Mammalia; Rodentia; Muridae.